This is a messenger RNA of Lucilia sericata (common green bottle fly), 589 nucleotides long. Its product is annotated as lectin subunit alpha-like. The record is from RefSeq and is a predicted model, not a curated record. Bases 20 to 511 code for a protein of 163 amino acids. Gene Ontology annotation, molecular function: signaling receptor activity. Lineage: Eukaryota; Metazoa; Arthropoda; Insecta; Diptera; Calliphoridae. The transcript is spliced from 2 exons.
UUCUUGUUUGGACACCAACAUGAAACAACAAAUUUUGCUUUUGCUCGCCAUUUUAGCGGCCUGCGCUUUUGCCCAAAAGCCAGAUCAUUUGUUUAAAUCAUCUAAAAAUAAUGAAUUUUUUAUAAUGCCGACGAAAAAAUACACUUGGCAAGAGGCUUUAAAAGAAUGCGAGAGCCGCGAUAUGGAUUUAUUGACCAUAGAAAAUGCAGAUAAGGCAAAAGAGAUUAAGGAAAUGCUGCAAAAAGUAUUUUCAGGCAAACCUAUACCUCGUUUUUAUGUGGGCGCUAAUGAUCUCGAAAAAUUCCGUGAAUUUACUUGGAUUUCCUCCACAGUAAGUGGUCCCUUUACCUAUACCAAUUGGGAGCCAAGUGAACCGAAUAAUUAUAAAAAUCAAAAUGAACGUUGUGUUAAUAUUGGUUUUCAUGGCACCGAUCAGUGGAAUGAUGUUAAUUGUGAUCGAAAAUAUGGUUUUAUAUGCCAGGAAAGAUGGGAAACUGGAAGUUUGAUUUAAAAAUUUAAAUGCAAAUAAAUUUUUUUUAUAAUAUUUUUAAAGAAAUUUUUUUAAAAAAAACUAUUAAAAUUUAAUUGA